Molecule: messenger RNA, 492 nt
Organism: Dentiscutata erythropus
Lineage: Eukaryota; Fungi; Glomeromycota; Glomeromycetes; Diversisporales; Gigasporaceae
Source: the annotation of a GenBank genome assembly
AUGGAAAAAGUUAGCGAACAACCUAAGAUAAAUGAUUUUGAAGUGUUGUCUACAUUAUAUAAUCAAACAGAAUUUAAAAAAAAUGAUAAAGAAUUUAUGGAUGUUGACAUGGAUAAUUUUGAGAAUAAUCUUAAAAUAUUAAUUAAUGAAGACGAAAAAAUUCCUGAUAAUGAAAAAAUAAAAAUGAUUAAGGAAAUUUUAGAGAAUUCGAAGAAUGCUGAAGCAAAAUUCCGACAAAUAUUGGAAGAUACACUGGCAAUUAUAAAAUAUUGCAGGUUUUGUAAACGAGGUAAUUUCGAUGAUGAAGGGUUAUAUAAUCCUUGUUGGCAUAAAAUUGAUUUUGUAGAAAUUUUUAAAUUUGCGAAAUUUUCUAAAAAUUAUUGUGAUAAAGACAAUUAUUACGAUGUAGUUAGUCAAAAAUUUAACAAUAAGGAUUUAUCUAGGUUAAUAUUAAAACAAUGUAAAUUAUUAUACUUGUUCGAAGUCAACUAA